Molecule: messenger RNA, 1752 nt
Organism: Acinonyx jubatus (cheetah)
Lineage: Eukaryota; Metazoa; Chordata; Mammalia; Carnivora; Felidae
Product: MOB kinase activator 1A
Exons: 1
Coding region: 128-778 (216 amino acids)
Biological process (GO): hippo signaling; positive regulation of protein phosphorylation
Cellular component (GO): cytoplasm; nucleus
Molecular function (GO): protein kinase activator activity
Source: RefSeq, a predicted model, not a curated record
GAGCAGCGGCGCUCGGUGUUUCCGCUGGCGGAGAGCUGAGGGCUGUCUGCUUCCUCGUGGUUCCCGCGUGGGUUACGAGUCCAGACCGCGGCGGGGGCCAACGGCCCCUCCCCUCCGAGGAUAGAAGAUGAGCUUCCUCUUCAGCAGCCGCUCUUCCAAAACGUUCAAACCAAAGAAGAAUAUCCCUGAGGGCUCUCAUCAGUAUGAACUCUUAAAACAUGCAGAAGCAACUCUGGGAAGUGGGAAUCUGAGACAAGCUGUUAUGUUACCAGAGGGAGAGGACCUCAAUGAAUGGAUUGCUGUUAACACUGUGGAUUUCUUCAACCAGAUCAACAUGUUAUAUGGGACUAUUACAGAAUUCUGCACUGAAGCAAGCUGUCCAGUCAUGUCUGCAGGUCCAAGAUAUGAAUAUCAUUGGGCAGAUGGUACCAAUAUUAAAAAGCCAAUCAAAUGUCCUGCUCCAAAAUACAUUGACUAUUUGAUGACUUGGGUUCAGGAUCAGCUUGAUGAUGAAACUCUUUUUCCUUCCAAGAUUGGUGUCCCGUUUCCCAAAAACUUUAUGUCUGUGGCGAAGACCAUUCUAAAGCGUCUGUUCCGGGUUUAUGCCCAUAUUUAUCACCAGCACUUUGAUUCUGUGAUGCAGCUGCAAGAGGAGGCCCACCUCAACACCUCCUUUAAGCACUUUAUCUUCUUUGUUCAGGAGUUUAAUCUGAUUGAUAGGCGUGAGUUGGCACCUCUUCAGGAAUUAAUUGAGAAGCUUGGAUCGAAAGACAGAUAAAUGUUUCUUCUAGAACACAGUUACCCUCUUGCUUCAUCUGCUAGAACUCUCUCAUUGCUCUCUGUUAUAGACUAGUGAUACAGACUUUAAAAGAACAGGAUUAAAAAGACACCUGUUGUUUGUGUCUACUGAUAAAAUUGUCCCAAAGGUACAUUGGCCUAAUCCUUCAGUGAGAAAUUCAAGACACAGCUGAAUCUGAGGCACUGUGUGACCACCCCUGUUAUUGUCAGAGUCAUACUUGGUUGUAAUAUGUGAUGACUAACAUAAAGUCUAUUAGUUUACUUACGCUUUUACUGAAGAAAAUGUGCUUCGGGUAGCAGCAUAAUGACUAUUGAGAAUUCCCACCAAUAAUUUAUUAACAGGUUUCCAGAGCAAAUUACCUAAUAAUGCAUUCAGAUCUGUUUUAUUCUGCUUUUAUUUACACAUAGAAGAGAUAUUUUUAAGUUUCCUUAAGAUUUAGAACAUUUGUGUGUUACUUUGGAUAACCUUUUAGUUUGAAGUUUGUAUGCUAGUGUUUUUAUAGAUAAGAAUAUAUAUAUAUAUAUGUUUAUUUUUUCAAAAUUCAUGACUGCAUUUUAAAUCCUCAUAUGACCUGUGUGGUUGGUAUGGGAGUAACCAGAGUUAUUUCUAAAAUGACUUUAUUUUUUAAUCUUCAUUUGGGAUUUUAUUCACAUAAACCUAUCUAAAUUUUUAGGAGUGUGUAUAUCACAAAUAAUUUUCUUAAGGCAUGUAAGGGUAGUCUUUUACAUUUUUAUUUUGAAAUGCUUCAUUCAUAUUAAUUUGAAUAGGUAGCUUUUGGCUGAGAAAAAGACUGCAAAAAAUUAUAACAAAUUUAGGUCUCAGAACCACUAUUUUCAUUCAUGUUGUUUUUCAGAGGCCUUGAAAUUCUGGAUAGGAGAAUGGAAGAAAGUACUCAGAGUACUUGAUUAUUUUCUUUUGAGUGUCCUUUAAAAAAAGAAAAAGAAUUACUUCUA